Messenger RNA from Telopea speciosissima, 1258 nucleotides. RefSeq names its product transcription factor CSA-like. The record is from RefSeq and is a predicted model, not a curated record. Gene Ontology annotation, cellular component: nucleus. Gene Ontology annotation, molecular function: DNA-binding transcription factor activity, RNA polymerase II-specific; RNA polymerase II cis-regulatory region sequence-specific DNA binding. Bases 113 to 1258 code for a protein of 381 amino acids. Gene Ontology annotation, biological process: regulation of DNA-templated transcription. The transcript has 4 exons. Lineage: Eukaryota; Viridiplantae; Streptophyta; Magnoliopsida; Proteales; Proteaceae.
GCAGUGAUUCAGAGGGGAAAACCAAUCGGUGAUCCCUUAGUAUAGAUUAUUUUUUUUAGUUUUUAAAACUCAAUCUUUUUGGCUUGUUUCUGUGUAGCAUUUUCUGGGUUCAAUGGAGAAGAUGAGUUUAGAACAACACCCGAAAUCCACCAUUUGUCUGGAGACUCAGGACAACGGUGGAGAAGGGUCCAAAGGAUUUGCUGGGGUGAGCUUUCUGUCUCCUGAUACUCCAUCAUCUUCAUCUUCUCAUUCUCCCUGUUUUGGCGUUUCGGGCACUCCUGCGGGGAGGGAGUGUGAGAACGCUGAGUUGGCCAUCCAGGUCAUGGGCCCUGCAUUGAAGCAGCAGAAGAAAGCUCGGCCUGUCCAGUCCAUGGAGGGCAAGUACAUGAAGGUGAGUGAUGGAGAGGGAGAGCUGUAUUCUGGGAAAAAGAAUACUGGGUUUGAUUUAAACAAAGUUCCGGAAGAAGAUGUGAGCUUUGGUACAGGGAAAGAAAGCGGGAAUGGACAAUCGAAGCUCUGUGCUAGAGGCCACUGGAGACCAGCUGAAGAUUCCAAGCUCAAAGCGCUUGUCUCUCAGUAUGGUCCUCAAAACUGGAACUUGAUUGCUGAGAAGCUCGAUGGAAGAUCAGGGAAAAGUUGCAGAUUGAGAUGGUUUAACCAGUUAGACCCAAGGAUUAACAAGAGAGGUUUCAGUGAUGAUGAAGAGGAGAGGCUUUUAGCUGCGCACAGACUGUACGGUAACAAAUGGGCAACGAUAGCAAGGCUUUUCCCUGGAAGGACUGAUAAUGCAGUUAAGAACCAUUGGCAUGUGAUCAUGGCUAGGAAACACAGAGAGCAAGCCAGUGUUUACAGGAGGAGGAAGCCUUCAUCUUCUCUGCAGACAGGCCAUGCGACGACUGAGACGACUCAACUGAACAAUGCAUGCAGCGAUUCUACCAAUACAAGCAACAGGGAUGAGUCGGCCUCAACCUGCACAGAUCUCUCCCUGAGUGCCUCUUCAGCCAGAGUUCUUCCUUCUUUCUUGGCCAGUUUCAGUCCACCCCAACUGGACCCAAUUGAAGAGAAGGUGGUGAUAUUGAAAAAUGACUGUUUUGAAAAGGUUCCUGAUUCUGGCAGUGGCGUCGGCCGACAUGAACCAAAGGUGAUGGCUAUGGGAAUGGAUAAAUCUGGCUUUUCAGAUUCAAACUCUGAAGUAUCAGCAACUGAAUUGAUAAAAGAGGGGAAGGAGAGGAGAUACAUCACUUCCAAAGAGUCUUAA